AUGGACACCACCAUCCUCAUCUCCACCGUCGCCCUCCUCGCCACCGCCCUUUACUGGUUCGUCUGCAUUUUCCGAUCAUCCCAACAAAAUAGAAGAUGUGCCGGCAAUCUCUCUUUUGGCUCCAUCCACCGUGAACAAGUCCACGACAAGUUCAACCAAUAUCUUUCUUUCUUCCAUCACCCUAAACAGCUGACGGAGAUGGCCGAAACAGUACCAGCUUUCGUCGACAUCUUCUACGACCUCGUCACCGACAUGUAUGAACACCUAUGGGGCCAGUCCUUCCAUUUUUCACCUUCCAUCCCUGGGAAAUCGAACCUUGAAUCCACCAGAAUUCACGAACAGAUGGCAGUAGAUCUGAUCGAUGUUAAGCCUGGACAGAAGAUCCUUGAUGCCGGAUGUGGUGUCGGAGGUCCGAUGCGUGCGAUCGCUGCACAUUCAGGCUGUAAUGUCGUCGGAAUUACAAUCAAUGAGUAUCAAGUGAGCCGAGAAAAGAUCCUUAACGAGAAAGCAGGAUUGGACAAACACUGCCAAGUGAUUUGCGGCAACUUUCUACAAAUUCCUUUUGAAAACGAGAGCUUCGAUGGCGCAUAUUCAAUCGAGGCGACUUGCCAUGCACCCAAGUUGGAUGAUGUUUACAGCGAGAUUUUUAGGGUUUUGAAGCCUGGAUCGAUGUAUGUUUCUUAUGAAUGGGUGACUACUGAAUUGUACCAAGGUGAAGAUCCAAAACACGUGGAGAUCAUUCAUGGCAUCGAACGAGGCGACGCCUUGCCGGGGUUGAGGAGUUAUUCCGAUGUUGCGGAGGUGGCGAAGAAGGUGGGUUUUGAGGUGGUGAAGGAGAAAGAUUUGGCAAAGGCACCGGCGAAACCUUGGUGGCGGAGGCUGAAGAAAGGAAGAAUUGCUUAUUGGAAGAAGCGUAUUGUAAUCAUGCUGCUGGAGAAGCUCGGAAUCGUGCCAAAAGGCACAGUCGCUGUUCAUGAAAUGUUGUUCGAGACGAUGAAGUAUCUCGUUAAGGGCGCAGAGGCCGGAAUUUUCACUCCCAUGCAUUUGAUUCUCUGCAGAAAACCUGUGAAACCGCAAGAAGCUUGAUC
Molecule: messenger RNA, 1088 nt
Organism: Cynara cardunculus var. scolymus (artichoke)
Lineage: Eukaryota; Viridiplantae; Streptophyta; Magnoliopsida; Asterales; Asteraceae
Product: 24-methylenesterol C-methyltransferase 2-like
Exons: 1
Coding region: 1-1086 (361 amino acids)
Biological process (GO): steroid biosynthetic process
Molecular function (GO): S-adenosylmethionine-dependent methyltransferase activity
Source: RefSeq, a predicted model, not a curated record